Molecule: messenger RNA, 4014 nt
Organism: Sycon ciliatum
Lineage: Eukaryota; Metazoa; Porifera; Calcarea; Leucosolenida; Sycettidae
Exons: 1
Coding region: 1-4014 (1337 amino acids)
Source: RefSeq, a predicted model, not a curated record
AUGAAAGUGCACGGAGACUGUCCCACGCAGGUGUUGGACAAAUGGCUCACGACAGAAGCACUCGUGCGCCAUCAUCAACUCCUUGAGAAGCUCAAAAUUACCAGCGCAGAGUCUGGGAGAGCAGGGCGCGCCUUCAGCGUGGUGGACGCAGUUGACAUCCAGCCAGCCAAGCCAAGACAAACACCAGCUGGUAGUCUGCCUCUAUGCAUGAGUGCUGUGGAUGUGGAACGAAGAAGUCCCCAGAGCUGGCUACCAAGUAAGACCAGAACAGUGGAAGUGGAAGCUGGUCGAAGUGACGGACUGCCAUCCACAGUGACACAUGCACAGUCCAUUGUCAUUGAUGGUCCAGUGAGCAGCGACAGUCAAGUACAUGCAGGUAUGUCUGGUGAUAGUGCAGUGAAUCCUGUGUUGCAGAGUAACAGUUUUGCCCCAGUAGCUGUGGCUAAUACUAGUAACGACGCACAACACAGACCAGGAGAGACGGUCACUGUGCAGUCCAGCUUUGCACCUUUCACCACAACUAGUCUGAAGCCACAACUGCCCCAAGGCCCACAGUAUCAGACACCAGCUAACCAGAAAUAUCACCCUGCUGUGACAUCUCAAGUGCAGCCAAGUAGCUACACAGUCCAGCAGAAAGUGCCUAGCCAGCUUGGACAGGCCAGAGUAGUGAGUGCAAGAGGUCAAUCAGCCAGACCCACAGCCAGCAGCCAGAAUCCCGCAACUACUUUCUACUCACCGUAUGUACAGCAGCAAAGUGCACCAGCAGCUGCGCAGAGUCAGUUGGCUACGCAGUAUAGUCAGCCAGAUGGACAACGUCCAUAUACAUCACCAGCUGCGAAUCCUGCAACUUUCUACACGCCAUAUUAUGUACAGCAAAGUGCACCAGCAGCUGCACAGAGUCAGUUGGCUACACAGUAUAGUCAGCCAGAUGGACAACGUCCAUAUACAUCACCAGCUGCUUACCCUCAUGCCGGGACAUACAGAUCCCAUUUGAAGCCGUUGAAGCUACCGCAGUUUGACGGAGCGCCAGUGAACUAUGUCCCUUGGAGACAGAAAUUCAUGAGUUUGGUGGGAACAGACCCCCACACAACUGAGCACUACAAGAUGGCGAGACUGAGAGAGUCACUCGCCGGAGGGAGUGCCGAGGAACUCGUCCAGGACAUUAUGGACGGAACAGGCGCCUUUCAAGCAGCAUUGGUGGAAAUAGAAGCCUGGUAUGGCGGUGAGGAGCGACAACUUGAGCGUCACGAGAAAGACAUCCUGACGUGGCCCAAGAUUGACAACGCUAAAGCCACCGACAAGCUAAAGAAGUUUGCUCUAAAGCUGCGGAGUACCCUGGUCAACAUGAAGUCGUGUGGCAUUGCUCCCGGCCGUGAGCUGUAUCUAGCAGCAACCCAGAAAAUACCACCGACCCUCCUGCUGAGGUAUUUUGAGCUGCACGAGGACCGGAACUGCGAUGUUUGCAACUUUGCAGACUGGCUACUGAAUCUGGUUCAUAUGCUGAGGAAGGUAGAGGAGAGGCAGGCAGAGACCCACAAGACACCCACAUCAACGGCAGUGCUGCAAAAGUCACAGAGCCGACAUGAUCAUCGACCACAUAGAACGUUGGCAACUACAGCAGGAAAUGAGACGCCAAAGGCCAGAUGCAAGAAGUGCGGAGAGGGCCACGGCUUAGCUGACUGCUGGGCAUUUGCCACCUUGUCAACAGCAGACAGGUGGAAAUUCGUUAAGCCGUUGAAUGUGUGUACCUGCUACCUGCGCUUUGCUGGCCAUCGUUCUGCUGAGUGCAGGAGCAACCCAUGUGCUAAGUGCGGUGGAAAACACCAUGACAUGCUCCACAUUGUGAGACAACAGCAGAGCUACAGCAGGAAGACGGACAAAGAACCAGCCAGCAUGAAUCAAAGCAAUCGACUGGACAGUCCACAGCGAGGCGGUGGAUCACGUGAGAAGCCACAGCGUCCAUCCGACACAGCAGCGACGGCCACAGCAACCACCUGCACCGCUAACACCGGGGUCCAUGUUGCAUUCAUGACUGUGCCAGUCAAGCUGCAACACCAAGAUCGGACGUAUGAUGCAGUGGCACUGAUUGACUCGGCAUCAUCCACCAGCUAUAUCAGGGCUGACGUUGCUGAGAGCUUGGGUGUCAGCGGGCCAGAUGAGCAGCUCACCACCUCAGUCCUAGGCGGAACGACAGUAACAGUCCGCCGGCAGAGAGUCAACCUGACCAUCCACAGUCAUGAUGGUGACUACAGCACGGCGUUCCAAGCAUGGACCCUGCCCGACAUCACAGCUCCGCUACCGGCCGUUGACUGGCAUCAGAUGAGCCAACAAUUCCCCCACCUCCAGCAACUACCGCUACCACAGGUCGACUCGCGGCAGGUAGACAUCCUGAUUGGUAUCGAUGUCAUUGACGCACACCGAGUGCUGGAGGAGGCCACUGGGCGCGCGGGAGAGCCCAUUGCACGCCGUCUACCACUCAGCUGGGUUUGCUUUGGGCCGGUGGACAUGCCGACGGGUGCCACAUCCGAGUGCACGCUGCACGCAUCUGCAGUAUGUGAGCCAUUGCUCCAUACACUGGUCGCUAAGUUCUGGGAGGAUGACCAGGUGGGCAUGCAACCACAAUCUGACAAGACGAUGGCUGAGAUAGAAGCAGAGCACCUCGUGGCUGACAGGAUGAAAAUCACUGAUGGUCGUGUCACGACAGGCAUCCCUUGGAUUCGGCCAGACCACCAGCCACAACUGCCGCCAAACCGAGCCAUGGCAGAGAAGCGGCUGAUCAGCCUCGAGCGAUCUCUUCUCAAGAAGCCGGACAUCCAAGCAGAGUACGACAGAGUCUUCCAAUCAUACAUCGAAAAGGGAUAUGUGGUCCGCUGUGAGGAUAGUGCCGCCAGAGACGGUGACCGAUGGCUACUACCGCACUUUCCUGUCGUGUGCCACGACAAGGCGACCACGAAAGUGAGGGUUGUCUUCGAUGCAGCGGCUCGUCAGCGGGGUGUGUCUCUCAAUGAUGAGAUGUACACUGGUCCGAAACUGCAACAUGACCUGAUUCACGUCCUACUCAGGUUCUGCCGUGAACCGGUUACGAUCGUAGGAGACAUUGCAGAGAUGUUCCUUCAGGUCCAGCUACAACAGCAAGAUCGGCGGUACGUACGCUUCCUGUGGCGCAAGUCGACAGACGAGCAACCAUCCGUUUACGAGUUUACUCGGCUCGUGUUCGGACUGAAGGCAUCACCGUUCAUCGCCUGCCGAGCUCUGAGGGAGGUAGCCGCACAGCAUGGGGAACAGUACGACUCAGCAGCCCGAGCAGCCGUCGAGGAAUCGUUCUACGUUGACGAUUUCCUGAACUCACAACCAUCAGUACCAGCCGGCAUCUCAGUACGGCAGGGGGUGCAGGACCUGCUCCACAUGGGCUCGUUUCACCUGCGGAAAUGGGACAGUAACAGCCGUGACGUGCUCCGUUCUAUCCCGGAGGCCGACCGAGCAGCCGACGCACUGGUGAGCAACGAUGAUUGCAGCGACGCCGCAUCAGCUGCAGUCGUGAAGACACUUGGUGUCGUGUGGGACGCAGCGUCUGACACGUUCAGCUAUCGCUACAACACACCGGACGACCAGCGGCUGACGAAACGAAGCGUCCUAUCCAAGAUGGCCAGCAUCUAUGACCCAAGAGGGCAUAUUUCGCCGUUUACGAUAAGGGCUCGACUGCUGUUCCAGGAGGCAUGCAUUCUCGGCUGUUCCUGGGAUGACCGUCUUCCAUCAGAGCUGGAGACCAAGUGGCAGAGGUGGUUUGCAGAACUACCAGAUCUAGCUGGGAUCAAAGUGCCACGAUGCUUCAAAAGCAUGGAGCGCCAGGCUGACACCGCGAAGCUCACAGUACAUACCUUCACCGAUGCCUCGGCGCACGCCACUUCAGCUGUCAGUUAUGUCCGCGCGGCGUAUCCGGAUGGUUUUGUGAAGGUCAGCCUUGCAUUCGCCAAAGGCGCGGGCAACCCCAAUCAAGAAAGUCACCAUCCCUAA